This is a messenger RNA of Punica granatum (pomegranate), 965 nucleotides long. NCBI's taxonomy places the organism in Eukaryota, Viridiplantae, Streptophyta, Magnoliopsida, Myrtales, Lythraceae. The record is from RefSeq and is a predicted model, not a curated record.
AAGGAAAAAAAGAAGGUAACGACCUUCUAUGAGACCGGAUCUCGUUCAGUCGUCUCCUCUACUUGACAAAACAGCGACAGACAGAGACGAGCGAGGGCUUCUCCUACUCCGAGUCUGCAAGAAGCUCCUCACACAGCACACGAGCGCCGAGGCUGCGAGCCAACCAAUCCCAUUGAAGAUCGAUCAGAGAUGGGUUUCAUCGGAGAAACCAUCGACUCAAUUAAAUCGAUUCAGAUCCGUCAGGUCCUCUCUCAGGCCGUCAGCCUUGGCAUGAUUGUGACUUCUGCAUUGAUAAUAUGGAAGGCGCUAAUGUGCAUCACUGGCAGCGAAUCUCCUGUGGUCGUUGUUCUUUCUGGGAGCAUGGAACCGGGAUUCAAGAGAGGAGAUAUUUUAUUCUUGCACAUGAGUAAGGACCCCAUUCGUGCUGGGGAGAUUGUUGUCUUCAAUGUUGAUGGUCGUGAAAUCCCAAUAGUGCAUCGUGUAAUUAAGGUACACGAACGACAAGAUACUGGAGAAGUUGAUGUCCUCACAAAAGGUGACAACAACUAUGGAGACGACAGGCUCCUCUAUGCUCAAGGGCAGUUGUGGCUUCAGAGGCACCACAUCAUGGGCCGAGCGGUUGGGUUCUUACCUUACGUUGGGUGGGUGACGAUCAUAAUGACUGAGAAGCCCAUUAUCAAAUACAUCCUUAUUGGUGCUCUUGGGCUUCUUGUUAUAACCUCAAAGGACUGAUAAGUACCCAAGCCGAGUGCACCGCAGUUGUUGGCUAUAUGAAGGACGUAGACUUGAAAUACUAGCUACUCUGAUGUUUCUCCUCUUGACUCUUUUUCAUUUGUCCAACUUUAGAAAGGGAGAUCCGUUACAAAAGCAAGUUAGAUGAUUUUUGCCUCUUGAGAUUUCAGAAUUGGUCACGUCUCCAUGUCUUAUAUAAUGAUACAGCCAUAAGCAAUUUUGGCUCAGUCUUA